Molecule: messenger RNA, 3171 nt
Organism: Fonsecaea multimorphosa CBS 102226
Lineage: Eukaryota; Fungi; Ascomycota; Eurotiomycetes; Chaetothyriales; Herpotrichiellaceae
Exons: 1
Coding region: 1-3171 (1056 amino acids)
Source: RefSeq, a predicted model, not a curated record
AUGGCUGUUGUCCCAGAACCGUUACAGUCCUCCUUGCCAAUACUUGGGCCUGUCCGAAAGAUCCUCUCGCCAUUCGAACUCUUGAUCACUUGCAACCCGCCCAUCCUCGAAUCACUCCUCGCUCAAGUGCCGACUGAGACCAUCUUCAGGCUGUACCAGACUUCAUCUUACCUACGAGACUUCUUUUCGAAAUCCCCCACGUCCUGGCGGUACAUCUCAUGGCGUCUACAACAGCCCGCGGUCACGACCGCCACCGUCGGCGUCAGCGUCGCCGGAAACGGACUACCCAAGCAAUCGAGCAACUACGCCCUUGAUCAAAUCAUCCUCACCGUUAUAAAUCCUUUCAGCACGAGGCUCGUGAGCCUGGAGUUGGACAAUACCGCUGUUAGUGGGACCACAUUAACAUCCACCGUGCUGAUAUUGAGGAGGGAGACUCUUCGCCACGUGUCGGUGCGCGGGUGCAAGAACGUCUCUUUGAAAUACCACAUCAAUCCAUGGCUACAAAUGCACGCAUUGGCUCGCGAGUCUCCAGAUGUCAGAGGCCCCCCAGGAUUUGAGACACUGGCUCUGAAGAGCUUGUAUACCUACCGAUGCCGCCAUCAUAGGAGAAGGCCGUAUUUACCCAGUAGUCUCGCACGCAAGGAAAGCGAUAGUGAACCCACUCAUGAACUGGUCCUGACUUGCCACAAACUAGGCAUCUGGACAGAUACGGCUUGGUGCACCACGCCCGGAGCCAGGUGCUAUCGCCGAAGAGGAUAUGUGAAAUUACGCAUGCCCCAGGAUCCCAGGGAGGUCUGGGUGGUUUAUGAUCGCUUGUGGAGGAGUCGGAACUGGCUGGGCCCGGUUGAGCAACCCAAAAACUAUGCAUUAAACAAGAAGCGAAAACGGGACUGUAGGAGUUGGGAAGUUGACGAGGAAGGCAUGAACGGCGAAGCCAUCGGUACAGGACCAGAGGGCAAGGCAACGCCGGCGCAUCUGCGAGUGUCCCACCGACAAUUUGUCGAAGACAUCACCUGCCACAACUGCUCGGCGGAGAUCUUGGAGCGAUGUGAACAGUGCUCGGUGAUGAUGCACUGUGUCGGGUGCAGGAAAACACUAUGUGCUAGUUGCGCCUUCGAUCGUCCUUAUCUCCGAAACAAGAAUGCUCCUGUGGAAGAGAGAAAUAAGUUCUGGUGGGCACCCGGAUGUGCCGUCUCCCCUUGCUCCAUGCAGGAUCAGGAUCUGCCUCCAAAUGGAGCCCUCAACGGAAACCAAAACGCAAACGCAAACGCAAACACUCUUCCAAAUAUCAAGUUCAAAUGGUGCUGUACAGAGCCAGUGUUUUCGGGUGGCGGUGGCAUUACCUUCAGCAACAGCGCGAAUCGAGACAGCGACUGCAUUCGUGCGGCACCACUCCCAACCGGACAGGGAUGGGAUGACCCUGAGUUCUUGCUUGAUUCUCCUGACCUUGUCAGCUAUACAGCAGAUAAUGCCACCCCCCGAGAAGGUCCUGCAGGCCGUUGGACGUCCAUUAAUGAUUUGUUCCACACUGCUGCAUAUCUGAGCGGCGGAGACCAUCCCACCUCGUCAGUGCCUAGGGUCUUGUGUGACGAGUGCUAUAACUCCGAAAGUUGGAAAGUCAAAUGCAAGGCGUGUUCGACACCGAUUUGUAUCAAGCAUGAUGUUGGCGAGCGUACCAAAGCUAGGAUUUGCGGCUACAGAGAACUGACCGUCGAGAAACAAGAGUUUAAGUCGCGACAAAAGGCUAUGAAGUUGCUCGCUACGUUGAUGCGACAACGUAAAGAAAAGGAAAUGGCAGCAGAGCAAGGGGAACAUGCCCAGGAUGGGAUGGCUGUCAGCACACCGAAAGCUGGGAAAGCUACCGUCAAGCCAGAUCCUCCUUUCUCUCCAGCGUCCUCCUCGUCAGUAGCAGGCUCCGCAGCUCUUGAAGUUCCACUCAACGCGGACGUUGGAAGUGCUUCGAGAUCAAUGCGAACACCUCUAGUAGAAGUUGACCGACCUCGGCGUCCCCUCUCGCCCGCUUCUAACAGCACCGGGCCUCCGUCUCGAUCCACAUCCCCUUCGCCGUCCACACAUUCAGUAACCGCCACACCCGAGCCGAGCUCUGCGCCUCGACGGCCACAUCGACCCGAUAUCCCUCCAGGUCCCGAAUGGCGAGGGUGUCAAACACUUUUCUGCCCCCCGUCACGUUCCACCCCAGGCGACCACAGGCGACGCUGCACUGUGGUUAUGAAGACCUGCAUGGAAUGCAAAGUUUACGUUUGUGGCGAUUGUGCAAACAUCCUCGAAUCUCCAUGUCCUUGCAAGGGAUGCCGAUCUCCACAGUCAGAAGAAGACCACAACCUAUCUGCAAACCUGCCGCCAAGCACCGCCUCCUCUGAAACUCCUUUGUUCUUCUGUCCUAAUUGCCGAUGGGAGAGAAUGCUGACAGGAAAAUGCAAACGGAGGUCACCAUUAUUUUUGGCUGCUCGAUCAUGGCAUGGCAAGAAGCCGAAGAAGCGGAAGGAUAAGAUGCGCAAACCUCUAGAAGCACGACGAACGAGCUUGGGAACAGGGGGAAAUCCUUCCAGUACAGAGGAGGCGAUCGAUGGGUUGGUGGAGUUUUUCACGAGCCUGAAUGCUCAUUAUCCCGGUCCGGGCCAUCCCCCAACAGAAGCGAAUGGGCAGUCACAGUUGGAUAAUGGGGCCCAGACAGAGGGCGGGGGCAACCAGCAAGAGAUCCAAGCAUUGGAAGACAUGGGCGCUCUCGCUCGAGAUUUGAUCCGGCGGAUCCAGCGUCUGAGAGACCAAUUUCCGCCUGGGUCCUUGGCUGCUUUGGCGCUGCCAGAUAUCCGUUUGGAAGACGAAGCGGAGGUUGCUGUCAGGCUCGCACGCACAGCGAGUGACGCGGCUCGAGCGAUGACGCACCAAGCGUUAGUGAUACAGAUCCCAGGCCUUCCGGAAUCUGAGAUUUACACUGCGCAUAUCCCCCAAGCUCCUAUGGCUUUGCCGCCGAUCGAGAAUGUCCAUUCCAACGCCGCCCAGGCUACAGUUGCGCAGGCUGGGCACGAGACCCAGGGUGUGCUUGAGAACGGCAUCGUCCCUGCUGGGCCGGCGGAGGUGCCCGGGGAGGAAGAAUUGGAAGACGAAGACGACGGACAUUUCGAGGAGAGGGAAUCAAGUACAGAUUAA